Molecule: messenger RNA, 1815 nt
Organism: Aspergillus mulundensis
Lineage: Eukaryota; Fungi; Ascomycota; Eurotiomycetes; Eurotiales; Aspergillaceae
Exons: 7
Coding region: 1-1815 (604 amino acids)
Molecular function (GO): magnesium ion transmembrane transporter activity; magnesium ion binding; cobalt ion binding
Source: RefSeq, a predicted model, not a curated record
AUGUCCGAAGUCUCGCCAGUACGGAGUUUGAUGACGGCUGAGGAAUACUAUUCCAGCUUUCCGAAUCAUCCAAAUAUCAACAAGAAGUUCAAUGAUAUCGAUGACCCAUCUUAUUUCCGAGAGUAUCUGGCAUCGUUGCGCGAUGUUCAGACCCAGAACUUUGUGCUGGACUUCGGCAACGAGGACGCUUGGUGUGCGAUAAACCUGGAGCAACAGGAUGUCACAGCCCUGCUCACCUAUAAUGUACGUAAUUACAGAACUUCUGAUAUUGUUCACCCCGUGGCUGACCCAAAUACAGAAGCCGAGAUGUUUUGGGACGCGAUGGAUGUAAGUCAUGGCAGCCGUUCAAGCGAUCCUGGUACGCUGAGCACGUUCUCUAGAAACAUAUGGGCACCCGAGAAGCAGAAAGAUUUGAUCAAGGCUAUCACCAACCACUAUGGCGUCUCCGAGCGAGUGCAAGGGCUUAUGUGCACUGAUCCUGUAACACGACCAUCGAAAUCUGCCGCUACGCCUCUGCAUCCAAGGAAGAGCUUCCAGUCAAAGAGCAGUCCUAAGCCCGUUCAAGUGAACGUGGAUGAAGACCUUGAAGAUGGCCAUGCCCUGAAGGAUUUGCCGAGCUCGGAAGAAGUCCAUGCUGCAGCUUCAUUCAGGGGACUCACCUUUGGCCACGUAGUGGAUCAGAUUUGGCACUUUUGUUCCACGGACUACGGGCCCAAAUAUACCUGCAUUGGAUACAAUUCGCUUUAUGUUGUCCCAAAGCUGAAGAUGACGAACGGACAAGGACUGCCGGAUGGGAAGAGAUUAUGGUCAUGGCUCAUUCUUUUCGAGGACGGGACCGUCCUUUCUAUCCAAGAGAAUCCAUAUCCCGGACCCGCGCCCUCGUCAGAGAGGGAACUCAAGGCUGUAACUGCGGUCAGCCGACGGAAUGUACAGCUGAUAUUCCGAGGCGUAUCUAAGCAGCACUCUGCGGCUUCUGAGAACGACUCUUUGGUCACAAUUAGGGUUCGACCAUUCCACGACCCUGGCACGGAAUUUGCCAGUAUCAAACAGGAAGACGGUCCGAGCCUUCUCUUCUAUUAUAUCUUCGAUGACUGGGUCUCGAGUUAUUCACUCGUCGCAAAGCGUGAGCAUGGAUACAGUGUGGACCUCGACCGUCUGAGGGGCAACAUGCUUAACAAGCCAGUGGUCGAGUUGAUAGACGAGCUGCACUGGCUGGGAAGACAGCUCGCAGUGCUCAAGCGGCUGUAUCAAAGCUACGAGCUCAUAAUGACCCGUAUUCUUCAGAGACAGCGUUCGCUCCAGGAUGAAGCGCGCUCAACGCACCACAGGGUGACGUUUGGGCAUACCUUUGAUACUGAACUUCAUCGACAGAUGACUAGCAGUUUCAGUGCCUCUACUCCAGAGACGUCGGUUGGUAUUCGUUUGAGCCCACCUGCUGUCGCUAGGUUCGAAAGACUGCUGGACCGCAUCAAACUCUACUGCUUGUCGGAGAUUGAGAGCUGCUUGACGGAGAAAGAAUCGCUCACUUUUCUCAACUUCAACUUGAUCGCCCUCAAGGACUCGCAAGCUGUCGAGAAGCUUACGAGGAUAACGAUUCUUUUGGCCAAGGUCACCAUCUUGUUCCUCCCUGUCAGCUUGAUGACGGCAUAUUUUUCAACGGAACUUGCGGGGGUCAAAGGCGUAUACACGCAAAUUCAGUAUUGGGUGGCCUUCGCAGUGAUUACGGUCUUGUCCGUGAUUUUGCUCGUUUUCUUUGGGUGGAUUAGCGACACUGUCGAAGGGAAGCCGAUAUACCGGUCAAUGUUCCCAAGAUAA